UCCGGAGCGCUGUGCCGGGCGCGCCGUUGCGCGGGGUCCCUGCGGGCGGGGGAGGAGGCGGCGGCACCGGCUCCUGUGCGUACGUGCGCGCGCUGCCGCCGCUUCUGCCCGUGCCGUUCCCGCUGCUCCCGCACGGUCCGCUGCCGCCCUCCGGAGCCGCCAUGCACGGAUCGCCCUGCCCGGAGAUGGCAGAUGCGGCCGCGGUUGACAUUGUGGACAUCUAUGAGUCUAUCCGUGAGAGGCAGCGUCAUGACAGCGAGAGGUCCACCUGCAGCACCUUGGAGCAGAACGACAUUGAAGCCGUCGAAGCGCUUGUUUGUAUGAGCUCCUGGGGUCAAAGAUCGCAGAAAGGUGACUUAUUAAAGAUAAGGCCACUUACGCCCUUCUCGGAUUCUGGCGAUUCCACGAUGCACGCUGAGGCUGUGGCUGAAUUACCAAAGGAUUAUUUGUCUACACUGUGCAUGACCCCUCCGCACAGUCCUGACUUUGUGGAGAUAUCAGCUGCUAUGGUCAUCUCCUCCCAAGUCACUUAUUCCAAACCAAGGACUGUCAUGGCAAAUACAGUUGCCUGCUCAGUCACGUCAGCGACUGGUGCCUCUCCCAUAACCAAGCCAUCUGUCAUCAGCGUGGAGCGACAGGGUGGUCAGAAGCCAGUGCUAUCCGAAUCCUUUGCCCCUCAGCCUUGCAGGGCCAUGGCAACGAGUGUCAUACGUCACACAGGUGAUAGUUCUGCUUACCGUCACAUUCCUCCUGUGCAGGAGAAAACAAAGGUAACUUCAGGCUACAGCACUUCCAGAGACUGGCGUGAUGUGAAUGACCGAAGACAUUCCAGACCGCCACGGGACACGUGUGCUGCAGAUGAUUUAAUUAGCAAAACCUCUCCAGUACAUCGACCUUGUGCACAUGACUCCAGUGAUAUUGUGACCAAUAAAGGACAGCUACCAGUCUGUCCCACUUCUCCACAGACCCACUUACCAAAGAAUUGUGAGAAUGACUUGCAAAAAAGAGCAACCCCAGUGACGCCUGCCCCUGUUUCAAGCCCCCAAGUUCUCUGUCAAAUGGUCCCUUUCAAUGGACAAAGCGGUAUGGUCAAUGCCUAUGUCAAGCCUUCAGCUCCAACAGUUUCCACUCCUGUGAAGCCAAUUUUACCACAAACAGCCCCGCUCCCUCAGCCCGUGCUCAUGGGACCUUCUGUGCCUCAGGGGACCGUCAUGUUGGUCCUUCCACAGACUGCUGUCGCGCCGACGCCGCAGUGCCCGCAGGCGGUGAUGACUGUCGGCAACACCAAGUUACUGCCCCUUGCCCCUGCUCCUGUGUUCAUCGCUUCUGGUCAAAGCUGUGCUCCCCAGAUGGAUUUUUCUAGACGGAGGAAUUACGUUUGCAACUUCCCAGGGUGCAAGAAAACCUAUUUCAAAAGUUCCCACCUCAAAGCCCACCUUCGCACCCACACUGGAGAAAAGCCUUUCAGCUGCAACUGGGAAGGCUGUGACAAGAAGUUUGCCCGCUCUGAUGAACUGUCACGCCACCGCAGAACUCACACAGGAGAGAAGAAGUUUGCUUGUCCCGUGUGUGAGCGUCGCUUCAUGCGCAGCGACCACCUGACGAAGCACACCCGCCGCCACAUGACCACCAAGAAGAUCCCCAGCUGGCAGACAGAGGUUGGCAAACUCAACAGGAUUGCCACAGCAGAGAAGCCAAAAAGCAGUGGCCCUCUGAGUAUGCUCAUCCCCGUGCCGUCAUCGGUCUGCCAGGGCUAGGGAGAGGGAGCUCCUUCUUUACAAACUUUCUGAAGAUGAGAAAGAGCUCCGGUGGCUUCAACAGAACUGACGGUGGCUUUUUUCCCACCCCCAUGUUUGUGCAUACUUUAGUUCCCUUCAGUUUAGGUCCUCUGUUAACAAUGCAGUGUGAGAAAUCUUGUCGUAUGUUUCCUCAUCCCUUCCCUACUUGUUGUUUUCAAUACUUGGGCAAAUGCAAUCACCAGCACUUCAGGAAGGCAGAGCUCUUUGGAAAUGAUUUUGGCAAUAGGUUGAAAGAGUCGCUCAUGAUGCUUGCCGUUAGUAUUUUGAUGGACAGUAAAACAGGGUGAUUUUUAGUUUUUAUACUAGUAUUUUCUAUACCAAAUAUAUUUUGUAUUUAUUCAUUUUGGUCUUGAUAUGCAGGCAAAUGACCUGCAUUAGUGGGGGUGUGCAGGAUGAGACACAGAGCUUUGGGAACUCCUUCUCAGUAAACCUAAAGAGUUGCAUGCAGUGCAUUUUGUAAACAGGUAACGAGAUAACUCCCGGUGGUUGGGAUUUCCCCACUGCGGAUCCUGAUCCCACAGUGGGCUGGUGCUGUCACACCCUCCUGACGCAGGUGACGUUGGAGGUGUGAGAUCCAAGGGUGUCAUUGUUUUUAAACCAAACCAAACCAAACCACAAUCUCUUACUUUCAGAAAACAAGUGUUGAAACCCUCAAUGUUUUAUAAAUUCGUACCCUUUGCAAGUGGGAACUGUUGUAACUUGUAGUAGAAGUUUGACAUAUUGGGCAUUCCUGAGUCCACACUCCACCAGGGCAAAGUUUGGAGGAGCCAGACUGCUCUAACGGAGGUAGAAGCACAGACACUGUUUAGAAACUUUGACACUAAGAAUUAUGCUUUACUUUCGCUCCUAGUAAACCAGCAUAUCGAAGUCUACUGAAAAAUGCAAAAAGGGCAAGAUAACCCAUGAACGAUUAGCUGUUUAUAUAUUUUAGCUCUGUUUAUAUAUUUUUUUGAAUACAGGAGAAAUAGAAAAUUAAGGGUUUUUUUUUUUAUGUAUCGUGGAUGCUUGUGCACCUUAUAGGAAUAUUGUUCAAGGCUUUCAUUUACCUGUAUCCAAGCACCAGAGGAAGUACUAAUCAUGUCUUGACCUAAGAAGUAGCCACCAUGUCACUUGAUGAUGCUCCUCAUGUGGCCUUAUAUUUCUCCACAGUACUUUGUAUAAAAUCACCCUUUUCUAUUAAAGGAGAUACUCCCCCUAUUGAAUGGAUUUUCUUUCACACCGAGUGUAGCCGUGGUGGAGGAGCUGGGCCAGAUUGGCACGGUGGCCGUGGUACCUGGAGGGAAGGUCAGCUGUGUGCUGCGGGGCACAGCUGCUGUUCUGCUGCCAGGCAGCUCACCUCCUCAGUGACAGACUCGUGUAGCGCUUGUUCCUUCUGGACUCUCUUCCCUUCAGCCACUCGUGCACAGAUGCUUAGUUGAGCACGGAGGAGGACUGUUGUUCCUGGAUGUGUGACAUGCGAAUACCUAGGAAUGCGCUCUCUUGCACUGCUUUGUUGUUCUGAAGGCCUGGUCUUAUUUCCCACUGUGGGUUGUGGUCUGCCUGAGGUCCGACUUGCUGAUCUCAGCUCACGCUCCCCUGGAAUCUGCAAAGACCUCUUUCAGUUGAAAGCAGAGUAUGUCGUGACUUUUACGCUUCUGUCUAUAGUUACAAUUAGUGGUAAUGAGUUUUCAAACUGCACUAAAUGGGAGUAUUGUGCUAAGUGUGCUACAGUUCUUGUGCCUGACCUUUAAAAUGUUCACCCAAGCCGCUGCAGUCCCGCUGAGGUGGCGGCCAUGCUGCUGAACAUGUGCUCUCCUGGGGCUCUGGGGAACCCCUCUGCCACCCAAAGCAGGUGCUCCAACUGUUACUGUGCUCUCUCCAUACCCGAUUUUCCAAAUUCAUGUGUUCAAGAAAGAUAUUGCUGCUUUUGCUUUUCUUUUUUUCCUUCCCCUUUUGGAUGCCCUUUUAGCAUGUGUAUAACUGGAGGGAAGAGCCUCAUGUCUCAGUCCAGUAGCCAGUUUAGUACUUCAAGACUAACGUUUAUGAUGUUCCCUUGAGCAAAACAGGGGAAACUCGUCUCAUAAUUUCAGAAGUUGUCACAUUAGUCUGUUGCAUCACAGAGGAAAUAAUGGAGUAGGGAGUUGGAGAAGUGUGUGUUGUGGGGCUGUGUGAGGCUCCCCCUUUGCAGGGCGUACCUGGCAUGGGUGUGCUCUUCCCCUUCCUUCCUGCUGUGUAACAGUUGUCUGUGGAUUAAGCAUGAGUGGGAUAACUGCUCCCUUUGCACUUUACUGCCUGAACUCUAUUGUUCAGUCUCUUUAUUUUGAGCCUAUAUUUUAAAGAAAUGGAAUCACAUUUUUGUACCUGUUUUUAACUUUUAUUAAAUAAAAUGUAUGUAAUGUGGCUGCUCUUAAAUCAUCAACCAACAGUCAGUUCUCAUGUUUCAUACAUGUCCAUUCCAGAACUGUGCAAAUCUGUGUGACUCAGCUUGUAUAUCUAGACCAGGGGAAGACUUUGGGGCUCGCCUUGCUCAUUUACCUGUAGAGGCAGAGUUUUUUGGAUCCUGUUGUAAAUUGACCAGUGCUUUUCCGUUCUUAAUUCUACACAAUGUUUCUUGUAUAUUGGCUAGAACGUGUACACCACUGCUAGGGUCUGGGGUUUUUGCAUGCUGCCUGAAAAUGAGAGUCUCAGGGUGUGUAACUGUUCUCCUAGCAUGGCCUCCAGAAGCUGUGGAUGAAAGGUGAGGAUCUGAGUGCUGCUCUGUCCAUGUUGCAAGCUCUGCAUGGUGUGAAUGCUGGAAAUAAAGAGGAGAUGAGA
Messenger RNA from Colius striatus (speckled mousebird), 4592 nucleotides. RefSeq names its product KLF transcription factor 11 (gene KLF11). The coding region runs from base 162 to 1757 and encodes 531 amino acids. The transcript is spliced from 4 exons. Gene Ontology annotation, biological process: regulation of transcription by RNA polymerase II. The record is from RefSeq and is a predicted model, not a curated record. Gene Ontology annotation, molecular function: RNA polymerase II cis-regulatory region sequence-specific DNA binding; DNA-binding transcription factor activity, RNA polymerase II-specific. Lineage: Eukaryota; Metazoa; Chordata; Aves; Coliiformes; Coliidae.